Messenger RNA from Pseudogymnoascus destructans, 1052 nucleotides. RefSeq lists its product as uncharacterized. The record is from RefSeq and is a predicted model, not a curated record. The coding region runs from base 322 to 891 and encodes 189 amino acids. NCBI's taxonomy places the organism in Eukaryota, Fungi, Ascomycota, Leotiomycetes, Thelebolales, Thelebolaceae. The transcript has a single exon.
UCCUGCCUUAAAAGGAAUAUGCGACCAGGGUUUGCUUUCCCGCCAAAUUCACGGGCCCAGCCGCAUUUGUGGAUCGUCUUGGCGCUAACAUACGUCAACAUCAGCUUCUCACCUCAGGAAUUGCAACCCCAACAUAUCCUACCAUAUACCCCGAUCUGAAUCUCCAAGAAGCUCCAAGAAGCUCCAACAAGCUCCAACAAGCUCGGGAAACUUCCAAUUCCGCAUUAUCAAAGCCAUUCUUAGCUUCAACCACAAUCCCAGAACCCACAUCCUUAAUCCCACGACUACAAGAUCCACAACUGCCUAAACCACCCCCCUUGCAUGCCUAAGGGCAAAAACUCCGCUCUCAGCCCCUCCAAACACCAGGGCUACCUCCUCUCUCUCCAUAAUACCAGAAUGUCUCAAUUCCUCCCCCACGCUACGUAUGCUGAAUACCAGCGCCACCCCUACGCCAUCCUGACCGGGCACGUCCUAUACCGAGGUUUUGCGGCCGGUGCCCUCGUCGGCGCCAUUGCACCUUUUCCAAUCAUGAUGUUUCGCCCUCUUAAAUACCCCCUACCUCUCGUGGUCCUGAGGUCCGCGGGUAUGGGAACGGUAGUGGGAACAGGAGUACUGGCGCUGGCGCUGGCGGGACGCAUGUAUGGAAGAGAGGAGAUCGAGUGGAAAGAUCGGAGUUGGCGGUUGUUGGCGAAUAAAGGGCAGGUGGAGGUUGAUACUUGGAGUGGAGUUGGGACGGUGAUGGGGGCGUUGGUGGCGAGGGGGAAGGGGUGGAGGGGCGGUUGGGGGGGCGGGGUUGGGGAAUUUGGUGGGGGUGGGGGGUAUUUGGGGUGGAGGUAUGGGUUUUAUAGGGGGAAGUUUGGGAAGGGGAAGUGGGAGGAGGAUGCGGUGUGAGGGUGUGAGGGUGUGGCGGAAUUGGAAUGUGAAUAUAGUGAGGAUGGAGGCAUGUUAUUGAUAUGGUUGUAGGUGAGGAGAAUGAGGCGUUGAUGGGAAGGCGUUAUUUGGAGGUGGGUGGGAUAUCGCCGCUCAAUUGGUUUGCAUAAUGGAUGGCAACC